AUGUCCGCAACACCAAGCGUCGAUGAAGUGCACGAAGACAGGGGCGCGGAAGAGAACAGCCCUCAAGAGGCGACCGACGAAAACGCAAAAGUCCCCCCGGAGAGUAAGCCUUUUCUACCGAACGCGAUCAAAAAUCGCCUCGAAGACCAAAUGAACCACGAAGAUUUAGAGCUACUGGAACGGAUCUUCGAGGAGGCAGAUGAAGACGGAGGGGGCGGGCUAGAUUUAGAUGAAUUCCGGGAGGCAUUGAAGAGAAUUAUUGCUAACAAAGGCGGGAAUUUGCCAGACGAAGGUGAACUGGCGAUUAUAUUCAUGAAAGUGGACGCGAAUUGCGACGGCACGGUGGACUGGGAAGAGUUUUGUUCGUAUAUGUUGAUGGAGAACCAGCUCAAAGACGUCAUGAGCAGGUAAGAGACUGGGAACGAGAUUGUGUGUGGUAAUGUUUGGAGACAUUUCCUCUUCCGCCACAAAAUUCUGAAAAUUUCACUGUCUUUGGCGAGACAAAAUCAGGUCUUUAUUACUCAGUGAGUCUUCGAGUUAUGUUCACGUAAUUUCGGCGACAGAUACAUCUGUCUUUCGUCUUUGCCCGUGUUAAAAGUCAUGGCGAUAGCUUUCUUUCUAUAGAAUUCACUGUAAACACGAACUAUCCACACCAACAUAGCUGGAAUGGUGUAUAUUUGCAAUGUUUCUGGGUACUAACUGGCCUGAAGCUUCGGGAAUGGACAACUUGCAUGUUAGACAAAAUUUUAAUCUAAAUGGAAGAGAACUAAGAGAAGGGAAUCAAACACCGCAGACCACAGCUAAAAAGAACAUAAUGAAUUAGUAAAAUUGCAAAAUUUGGUUGCGAAAUGUUGUAAAGCUUGGAAGAUAUAGUCUUGCAAAGUUUGCAAAUUUUGUAUAUGUUUGUAUUACGUGCGGAAAUGAAAUUGGUACCAUUUUCGGCUCAAAAAUGGUAUCAAUUUCCGCACGUAAUACAAACAUAAUUAUACAAAAUAAACAAACUUUGCAAGGCUAUAUUUUCUGUAUUUUACAACAUUUUAUAACCAAAUUUUGCAAUUUUACUAAUUUUAAUAAGUUCUUUACUGGAAUUUACUUUUCUUUGCCUAAAUAAAAAAUUAGCUUAACAUGCAAGUUGUCUAUUAGAGUUGUUUUCAGAAUCAUCAUAUAAACUAUCUGUCGUUCAGAAAAAUCAUCCAUCUCUCAUUUAUGUUUCUUUUGCAGCGAUCUCGGGGUUGAUGCUCCAUUUCCGAACCCUCUCCGAGAACUGCAGAGCAGCCAUCGGGAUACGGUCGUGCGUAUCUCGUAUUUUCCGAAGAUAUCGUACGGUCCCGAGGAUUUCGCGGACGGAACGUCAGGCAGGUAAUGUGGAAACACUCCUUCAUUUUUCAACAUAAUUUUUGACAUAAUAAACUUGUACCAUAUUUUAUUUGAAACAUCGAAAAGUAAUUGAAAAACAAGGCAGUAGCCGAGUUUUUUGAACACAGGUUUUAAACAACCUUGUCACAUCAAGUUACCAACUUUUCAUAACAAGUUACAAUCUUGUCUCAAGAAGUUAUACAUUUGUUACAACAAGUUGCAAACUUGUUACAACAAGUUACAAUCUUGUUACAACAGGUUACAAGCCUGUUACAACGAGUAAUGAAGUUUUAUAACAAGUUACAAUCUUGUCGUAACAAGCUAUUUUGUUACAACAAGUUGCAAACUUGCUUACAACAGGUUACAAAUUUGUCACAACAGGUUACAAGCUUGUUACAACAAGUUACAAAUUCGUUACAAACUUGAUAUAACAAGUUACAAAUUAUGUUUCAUCUUAGAUACGUGGCUGUAAGUCGAGAUGGUGUAAUGACCUUUUGGAAUAUGGAUCUGAACCUACAACGUACGAUUCUGUUAAACGAAGGACACUACAACUCUCCCAAGGGCAACAAAACUGUUUGGGUCACUGACUGUGUCGUUCUGGCGAACGUGAAGAAAAUUGCUGUCUCUACAACCGAACGAGAUAUUGCUUUCUACGACUGCGCCGCGAAUAAUUUCGAGAAGCAUUUUGUUGUCUGCGGUUUCCAGCAUUCAGUACUCUGUAUGGAUUAUUGGUACAACCCAGAGAACUAUAACGAAAGCGCGCUGUAUUUUGGUGAUAUGAAUGGCCAAGUUUAUGUAUUGAUUUUCUCCUCAGCUACCACAGGUUAGCAAUGCUUGUCUUUUCUUUUUGGCUUUUUUUUAAUAAAGCUUUAUUUGCAUAACCUAAUUACAGGUAUUGCUAAGCGUAUAUUUAACUAGUAUAAAAACUACUUUAACUAACGAAAAACAACAAUAUACUGUUAUUUACAUGUAAAAAAAAAGCUUCGGUCGGAACAAAUUUUCUAUAUUUCUUGGUUACAUUAACCGUUACAAAAUAGCAAAUAGCGAGCUUAAUUAACACGGACGUCAGAUUGCCGAGGGGGACUGGAUUAGGGGGAAGGGGGCGGGGGGUGGUGGUGUCAGUUUGUUGCAAUCUUCAACACAUAUGACAAAACAUAAGAUUGCUAAAGUUGUUUGCUACACGAGCGUUAUGAUACAAAAUGUCGCCAAAAUUAUUUACACGAAUUUUCGGAUGCAGUCCGUGUUGACAAGAAUGUCGCUUCGUUAAGCUCACUAGUAAUGGAGCUCAACUUCACAGUUUCAGAACUUUUGACACUUAUAAGAAAAGCAAGAAAAUUAAACUGUGUCGCUCAUUUCUAUUUGCCACCAAAUAGAAUACUAAAUAAAAUGGAAGGAAUCUACAUCAUUUACUCACUCAGCAUACUUAUUACAAAGUUGUUCCGCGCACCACGCUGUGUUUGCUAUAUGCUUGUUCCUGGACAAAUUUACUCUUUUGUGUUCUCCCCAGAAGUCGAGUAAGGGCCAUCCCUUCAUGAUCUAUAUAGUUUUACUCCAGGUGAAAAUCUGAACUAUAAACUAACUUUGCUUUCACUGGAUAGCUCAAUUGUUUCCAAACCAUUAUUGUCACAUGCGACUGUGGCGAAUUACAAUCUGACAACUGCGCGUAUUCAGGAACACAGUAGUUCUAGAUUCAGUCUUAGUGGUAAACAGCCAGGCUGCAUGUGAGGCUAUGUAGAAUUUGUGAACAAGCUUUCGUGGGUAGGGAAGCAACUACCUGAAAAAUAUAAGGAGAAUUUCGACGUUUCGAGCGAAGGCCCUUCCUAGUAGCUCCAGACGAAGGGCCUUCGCUCGAAACGUCAAAAUACUAUAUUUUUCAGGUAUAGUUACAUCGCUAGCAACGAAAGCUUGUUCAUAUUAUUGACACUAUACCUACACUGGGACAGACAGAUCAAGAUUAUGUAGAAUUUAGUACUUUAUUAAGAGGAGAUUUUUUGUAUGUCACGUAACACGCGCUCAAAACUAAUGCGUAUAAUAUAUCACUUGAGGUUAUGACUAAAUUCAAAAUUUUGUUUUUCGACACGUUUCUCAAUCGGCAAACAAUCUUAAACAGUAUGUUUGGUGCUUUAUCUGCAAAAUAAUGCUAAAAUGAAGAGAUUUUAGAUUAUACGCCAAAGAGAGAAUGAUGUCUGAAGUUCAGUAAGUUUUGCUUAUAUGGCUGUAAAUAUGGCGUCAAUUUUAAAGCAUCAUUGAUAAUUGUAUUUUAAUUGACAAUUUUUAACUAUUAUUUUAUGUUUCUCAACCGGCAGAUACAUUUUAAAAGGUAGAUCGAUAACUCUAUAACCUGGCGAAUAAAGCUAAAACAAAGUAACUUUGAGAAGAACCAUGCAAAAAGAUUUUAGGUUUUGAACACUUUUCAUUGCAAAUACGUGACAUUGAAAAAAAUUGCCUCUUAAUAGGUUGAUAUUUUCUGUGUAGGUCUGUUCGACAUCCACGUUGCAAAAAACCAAGGCGUCCCUAUGGCAUCAUAUUGCCGGAUCAUGUUUAAGGAGUUGGUGAAAGGCUUACACCCGAACGUGCGGGCUAUGCAGUUUUCCCUUCACGAUGACUGGGUGAAGAAAGUGAAGUACUACCCGAGCCUGCAGUGCUUUAUAUCCUGCGCAACUACAAGCGAGAAGUCACUGUAUGUUGGCGAUGCGAUGAGAAAACGAAUUAGCUCGUAUAUCAAUAUACGCAAGGGUGUCCUGUGCUUUGAUUACUGCAGCACAUGGAAUGUUAUUGUGACUGGAGGGAUAGAUCACUACGUUCGUCUUUGGAAUCCAUAUUUAACCACUAAACCCACCUCUACCCUCAAAGGCCACUGCUCUGCCGUUAUUCAUAUCGCAGUGAAUGGCUCGAACGGACAGUUCAUCAGCGUGUCCCAAGACAAGGUACUUUGAUACACAUAAUCGGCUAACGUAUUUAUGUCCGUUGAAACCCAGUCCACUCGCAUGUAUCAGGGCUCAAAAUAACGAGAGAUGGGUCUCCGGUCAAAAUGACCGGUCAACGUGAUUUUAGCUCCGUCAAAAUCUGUUUUUGACCGGUCAUUGAUACGCUUAUACUAACAGUUAAACAAACAAGAAACUUGUUUCGAUACAUCAUAGUUUCAUGUUUUAAUUCAAGACGUCAGCAAUCACAUUGGAAGGUAUGAAAAUGUGGCCGAUCAAAAUGACCGGUGAGGAAAAAAAGUGACCGGUCAAGAGGCAUUUUUGGCGGGUCAUUGUCCGUUGACCGACCGUUAUUUUGAGCCCUGUGUAUAAUUUAAAUACUUGACUACUUUCGUUCCAUUCCAUGCUAUCAUCAGAACAGUGGUAACUAGCCUAGUUACUAGGCAUGUAAUUUCGCUUCAGUAGCGCGUGAGAGAGUGUAAUCUUCCAGGGGGUUUUUCGUACUCAGGUUUCCUAUUGUAGCAACACACUGGAUUACGCUUACUCGCCCUUAGAGAGAACCAUUUAGAACUGAUAGAGCUAUAAAAUUUAAAUAAAGUUUAGAUUUUCUCCUCUAGUCACACUGGAUUAAUAAGAGAUGACCCUUACUGGACUUAAUCUAGGGAGAAACUGAUGGAGUUGUCCAGUACAAAUCUCAAACUCAUUAAUAAUUCACGAGUAAAUUAGCCAACCAUAUUGCUUUAUUUUGCUCACAUGAUAAUACUGGAUACCUGAUGAAGUAUAUUGAUUCAGUUCCUAGGACUGGUUCAAAAUUAAUUCAGUCCUUGGACUGGAUCAAAAUUAAUUCACCUCACUUGAAGUAGUGAUUUAUUCGUAUGAGAUGUCAUUUCAAAUACUCGGACUGGACUAAAUUUCAAGUCCGCUCAUUGAAAUCUAGUCCAGUCCUCAUAGUCGGAUUUGAAAUAUUCCAUAAAGUCAAUUCCGUUUAAAUGUUAAUGGAUUUUGACAGACGUACAAUAAUUAUCACGAUUUCUUUCCUAGGUGUUGAAAGUUUGGGACAUAAGAGAUGUAUGCUGUAUACAAACCAUUCCUAGUCGUCUUCUCACCCCAGGCCCCGUGGUUAUAUCCAGUAUCUACUUUAAUGCCAAGAAUCACACGUUAUUACUGGGCACCAAUGUACUUUUCGCGCUCGAGAAGAAAGGUAGGACGGUUAUCUUGAUAUUUAAACAUGUAUGGAAAGGAUAGAAAUCCGUUAAAACCUAAUAAAAUGUUCGAUAAAUGGUUCACCCAGCUUCAGGAAACGUGGCUAGGAAACAGUGUUUCCUGGUUUGUCCACCUUCAGGAAACAUGUUCCUGGUUUGUCCACCUUCAGGAAACAUGGCCAGUGUUUCCUGGUUUGUCCAUCUUCGGAAAACAUGGGUAGGAAACAAUGUUUUCUGGUUUGCCCAAUGCCCACCUUCAGGAAACAUGGCUAUAAAACAAUGUUUCCUGCUUUGCCAACCUUCGGGAAACAUGGCUAAGAAACUAUGUUUCCUGGUUUGCCCACCCUCGGGAAAUAUGGCUAGGAAAUAAUGUUGCUAGUGUCUUCAGGAAACAUUGGUAGUUUUUCCUGGUUUGUCCACCUUCGGGAAACAUGGCUAGCAAACAACGUUUCCUGGUUUGUCCACCUUCAGGAAACAUUGAUAUUUGUUAGUGUUUGCUCGUUUGUCCACCUUCGGAAAACAUGGCUAGGAAACAAUGUUUCCUGCUUUGGCCACCUUACGGAAACAUUACAGUGUUUCCUGGUUUGUACACCUUUGGACAAACAAUGUUUCCUGUAAACAAUGUUUCCUGGUUGCCCUGAUCACAUCCUGAAUCCACAACGAGAAAGAGGCUUAAUGUUAACCAAGAAAUACUGAAAUAUUUUUAUAAUUGUAGGAUCUGAGAAAAGCUCGGACGAUAAGGAACGCAGCAGCCACAUCAAGCCACUUUGUAAAGCAUUAUACAACAGUCUAUUUAACCAAGUGGUCAGCGCCUGUCACGCGUCGCUUGUCAUAGUCUGGAAUCUGGAAACGGGUGAGAAGGUCAUCCAGUUCUCAAAUGCACACCCGCACUCCGAAAUCACAGCGAUGUGCUUCGAUCAGAGUAUGCGCAGAUUGGUGACAGGUAUGAUGUCUUAUAUUACAUUAUUACAUUAGGCUUCUCAGUGACCGAUUACAUCAGGUAUAGUACGCUUACUUGCGUUACUUUGUUAGCGAAGACUAUUUAUCUUUACAACAAUUGUGAUUAUACUUUCUUAACUGUGUUUAUCCUAACCCACCCUGUCAACUUUCCCUGUGGGAGGAAACCGGAGCACCCGGAGAAAACCCACGACUUUCGGCAGAGCGUUGACAGACUCUUUUCACAUGAGUCCGUAUUGAGAAUCCAACCCACGAUCUCAGAGGUGAAAGACGCUUGCUCUGCACAGUUUGACCAUAUAAAUAAUAGAUAUAGAAUGCGUAUACUUGAUCACGAAUCAUGUCUCCACCUUUUCUCAUGUGCGCCCUUAUAAGUCCGCCAUAUUGAAUUUUACUAGGAGUGAAACUACAAGAUAUAAACAAGCUAAAAUUAAGUUUUCAUAAAAAAAAACCCCCAAAAAAACAAAACAAAAAGACUAAGUUUAAUAAAACUAAGUUUUUCGAAACGUUUUGUCUUGCUGUCUAAUUUGUAGUUUGGGGAUAGAUUUUGAAAUAUUAAGUUUCGGCUUUGAAGGCACAAAGCAAAUGUAAGUUCUGCAUCAGUUGUGCAGUUACAAAAACGGUGAAAAUCGCGCAGCCUUGUAAAAACAAAGUAGUUUUGCGUAAAUAUAAUUUGCUCAUAGAACAUUUUUGCAUGCUCUGAGCGUCACUGUUUUGCUAAUAUCUUAUGAAAUUACAAAAUGAUAGUUUAUUCUUCGUCGGGUUUCGUUUUUCUUCAAAUUAAAUGGAGUGUCUACAGUUUUAAAACAAAAAGUAUUUGGUUGUAGAUGAACUGUAAAUUGCCUAAAUAAUCGUUGAAAACUGUGGUUUCAAAGGCGUUGCCUCAAGGCUCAGGCAACGUAGAAAAAUAUGAAAAGUAAUUGUGUAAGUUUAGAAAGAUUACUGAACGCCAUUUAUAUUAUGCAACAGUUCAAAUAUAGCCAGAAUUCCCUUAUAAAAUCUGUGGAGACAUUUUUACUGAGAAAAGAUAGGAGUACGCAUUCUAUGUCUAUUAUUUCUGUGGACCUCGAAUUUUAAAUUUUAAAUCAUUACACCAUUUUCUUUAACUUUCGUUAUUUUUUUGUAACUUUAAUAUUUCCACACUAAAAACAGGAGCACGCGACGGUUCGGUGAAAAUUUGGAAUUUCAACAACGGGAAUUGCUUGAGGACGUUGACACCUGUGGAUGAUGAAGAGAUAACGGGAAUAGUGUGUACAAAACAGAGGAUAAUUACAGUUGGAUGGUCGAAGAAAGUCGCGAUAUAUAAGGAUUCCAGGGGUGAUGAGGUGAGAUUUUAGGACAGUCACGUGUCGUGCUCUUUUGAAUCCAGGUUAUCCUAGAUUAACAUGACCAUUUAUUCAUUGCCUUAAACCAUUUUUAAUGGAAUAAAUCGAUGAAGCCUGUCGAACAUCAGCCGGAAGUACAUUCUAGAACUUAGCUCUGUUGUAUUUGAACGCAUUUUUUUGAGAGAUUUUCUUUUUGGCAUUGGAAGUGACCGAUUUAUAUUAUUAUUUCUGAGAUCAUAUGCUGUUUGCAUAUCACUUCUCGAAAUAAACAUUUGUUUCAAAUUGGGAGCACACCGGUUAUUAUAAGGAUUUUAUAAAGAAAGAUAGAUUUGUGCAGGUCACAUCUUACAUUCAGAGGUUUCCAAAGUCGUGUUUACACUACCAGCCUUGGCCUGGCCUUGACCUACAUUUUUACAGUGUAAACAGACCUUGGCCUAGCCUUGGCCUCUGGGUAUAGAACAGUUGAGAAAUAUAUAUCUUGUACUUUUCCAGGAAGAAUGCGAGCCUCGCGUGUGGAGUAACUUCCACAAGGACGACAUCCUCUCAAUAGAUCUCUACGGCACAGGGACACUAGCUACAGCCAGUUACGAUGGCGAUAUCAAAGUCUGGAGUUUAGAGACGUUUCAAGUCACGUGUGUUCUGAAUGCCAAUGAUUAUCCACGAGAACGACGUCAGUCUUUGAUACCCACGGACCUUAAGAAAAAUGUAUGUAUUGAUGAGUUUCAGAAAGCGUUGCGGGGCAAAUCUACACAUGUAAAACGCACAAGUUGUAACAAACCUGCAGCAGACUUGUAGCAAUUGCUGUUCCAACAUCUUGUCAACAGGAUGUGUUCGCACUGCUUGUUCCCAGCUUGUGGAUAACUUGCUACAAGGUUGUUGAGCUCAACAGACUUGUUACAAGUUGUUCCAACAACUUGUUAUCGUCCUGCAAUUCAACAAUUUGUCAACAAGUUGUGAGUGACAAGCUUGUAGCAACUUAAUGAAAUAACAGCAUUGUUACAACUUGUUGACAAGCUUGCUACAAGCCUGUUGCGAACACAUCCUGUUGACAAGUUGUGAGAUUUUUACGUGUGUAGAACGCCCAAUGUCGUACCAAUAAUUUUCUCUGUUUUAAGGUAAUGGUAAGCAACGUGAUCUUCACUGACUUGAAAAAACAAGAAGCUUUAGAAAAAGCAGACGAAGAAACGUUAAGAUGUCAACAGCCCGUUAUGAAAUUUAAACGAAGUAAAAGUUUCUCGUAUCGUCGACGUUCAAGUGUCGGCUUGCGUAGAGCCAGCGUCAUGAGAAGAAAAAGUAUUGAUCCUAUGUGUAUCAAGGUGAGAUUUAAUGACUUUGUUUCCAUGACUGUUUCUGCGUUUGGCCACACAAGCAAACAAUCGUCCUCGGCUGAAAUAUUUGAUCGUGAAAAUUGCUAAUCUAAUAGAAUGAAUCGUAAAUACAACUUUACAUACACUGAAUACAUUGAUCAGUUCUAAAAUGUUCUUUCUCGAGAUCCAGUAAGAAUCGUUCCUUCUUGUCGAGUGUUACUACAGUAGGAAACCUAAACUAAACUAAAGUAACUUUAUUUAUACUGUAUUGCUCUGUCAGUUCUAAAUUGUUCUCCCUAGAGGUCCAAUAGGAAUCAUUCCUUACUCGUCCAGUGUUACUAGUACAGGACGAAACCUGAACUAAACCUCAUUUAUACUCAAUUCUUAACUAUUCUUUCUAGAAGUUAAGUAAAGGUCCUGCCCUUAUUAGCCAGUGUAACUACAGGAAGAGAAAGCUAAAUUGAACUAACUUUAAACUGAAUAGUUCCAUCAAUUCUAAACCGUUCUUCCUAGCCAAGUAACAGAAGGGGGCAAACCUAAACAUAUACAGGAUUGUUCUAUCAUUUUAAACUGUUUUCCCCCAAGAUCCAGUAAGAUCCAUCUUUUAUAUUUCCACUUUUACUACAUCAUCUUUUGCAGGUCAACGUAAAAGAGACUGACCAUGACUCGGGCGUCGAUUGCGUGUUGUUCCUACAAAGUCGUACCCAUGCCACUGACACGGCCACGCUGCUGAGUACUGGAUCGGGCGGCUGGAUCCGUGCUUGGUCUAUGUUUGGUGGGGGACUGGCUGGUGAAUUCAUGGCUUCGAAUAACCAUCGAGAGUCUAUACUAUGUAUGACUAGCGAUGAGAAUAACGACCUGCUUAUGACCGGAGACACACAGGGUUAUAUUAAAGUAUGGAACAUUAGUAAAUACUGCAUACGAGAGGACAGCGAUGAGGGUACUUUACCCGGAGACAAAAACCGUAGUGGGAAACUUACCUCCGGUGGCAAAACACCUAGACAUGUGACUUUUUCUGAAAACAAGCCAAGGAGAAAAAUUUGUGGUAAAGCCCCACCGUUGGUUUUUUGCUUGCGUGCACAUUUGCAACCGAUUAUAAGUAUCGAUUUCGUUUCGAAGUGUCGAUUAUUGAUUACAGCGUCUACCGACUGUUCGUUACGAUUGUGGCGUAGUAAUGGGCAGUACGUCGGUACAUUUGGCCAGCGCAACGCGUGGAACCUAAAGGCGGAUGGCGACGGUGAGGUACCUUUCGACUUACAGAGAGCAGCUUCGGCGAAUUCCAUGAGAUUGAUGCAGUCUACGUCUCGCAAGCGUUGGAGUAUUGCUAAGAGUUUCCUGCAGGUAGCUGGCCGGCUAAACGUAAUGCUUUCCAAGCAGGGAGACAAUGCCGGACAGGAUCGAGAGUCAAGCGCGACUAAAAGCGCAGCACUACGCGAAGCUGAGUGUCGUAUCGAUAUGAAUAAUAUCUUAGGUAAGUUCUACGAGCCUAGAACUCGACAUUCAUGUUGCUGUAGCCUGUAGGGCCAGCUCUGUUCACAGCUGUUUUCCUUCGAAGUGCAUGCAGUAAAGACCAUCCCUUGUUGGUCAAGUGAUACUGAACUACCUACCUUUUUCUGGAUAGGUAUGAAAGCCCAGUAUAUGACAUUCAAAUAUUAUGUCUUGUUUGAAAAUCAAAUGCUGGGCUUUAAUAUUAUUGCGCUUUCUUCGUGGUGUGUCGUUCGCUACUGGAUAGUUCUAUCAGUUUUAAACUGUUCUUUCCAGAGGUCUAUCAAGGAUCAUACCUUAUUGAUCCAGUGUUACUACAGGAAGAAAUUUGAACUAAACUAAGUUGAUUUAUACUGGAUAGCUCUAUCAGUUCUAAACUGUUCUCUCUUGACGUCCGUUAAAGGUUUUUUUUCACAUUUCUUAUUGAUCCAGUGUCACUACAGGAGGAAACCUAAAUUAAUCUAACUUUUUUAUAAUGGAUGGCUCUAUUAUUCUUUUUUGAAAUUAUAUGUCUAUUUUAUACGAUUGUUUCGUAGGAAAGUUCUACAAGCCCAAAACGCGACACCAUAUGCCUCCAAGUUUACCCAAACUUCGAAUGAGCCAGAAUCAAAUCGUAGUGUAUACUUCACUAAAGUGCAACGAACUUGCCCCCAUUGUGGAGCCCAAGGCGCCGGUCGUGACGUUUCAAACGCCAUCAAAUUCCAAACCCAGUCCCAGGGUUCCCUCGUCCAAGUCUGACAAAGAUGUCCCGGAUCACGGAAAGACACACAAUCGCAUAUCGGCAGUUAGUCCUAGAGACGCAGCGAAGACCCGGAUACGAAGUUCGCAUGGUAUUCGAAGAAUAAAAGUUCAAGAAAGCUCUUGAAUUGUUGGUGGAUUGUGGUAAAAAUAUAAAAGAAUUUUGUGCUUGUGUUUUGUUAGUAAAAAUUGUUGUCGUUACG
This is a messenger RNA of Paramuricea clavata, 11494 nucleotides long. Lineage: Eukaryota; Metazoa; Cnidaria; Anthozoa; Malacalcyonacea; Plexauridae. The record is from the annotation of a GenBank genome assembly.